This is a messenger RNA of Paramecium octaurelia, 310 nucleotides long. The record is from the annotation of a GenBank genome assembly. Lineage: Eukaryota; Ciliophora; Oligohymenophorea; Peniculida; Parameciidae.
AUAAUGGCAUUCUAAUAAUAAUGAGGAAUCGAUAAAUACACUAGCAAACUUCAUUUUAUCCAUCGUCAAAAUAUCUUUCCAUGCAUUAACAUUUAUUAAAACCUGAAAUGUGGUAUCUUAAGCUGCUAUCCUGACAAGAAAUACAACUUUCAGCAUUUUUAGAACAUUCUUUACAUCUAUAAUUACAUUCUAUUUAGUUAUAACCUCUUAAUACUUUGACAAAUAGGAAACCCUGCAUCGAAAUAUCCUCCCUUACAGACACAAGUAUUCCCUAUUUAGAAUCUGUUCUCACCACCCACACAAGUGAUGC